Molecule: messenger RNA, 2809 nt
Organism: Amoebophrya sp. A120
Lineage: Eukaryota; Dinophyceae; Syndiniales; Amoebophryaceae
Source: the annotation of a GenBank genome assembly
UGAGGAACAACAUGCUAUCCUGAGUAAAAACGUACCCACACCAUAGUUGUCAUGCAACUCUGCAUGCUUAAAAUGUUUGUCAUGCGGAGCCCCAUGAGAAGCAUUUUCUAGUGCGGUUUUGAAAUUUGUCAUGCUCCAAUCAGCACGAGCUACUAGAUCUGUAAUGCUGCUAAACUAGCUCAAACAGCACUACACUACGCGGACAAACUUGUCAUGCCAAACAACCAAAGCUGGCUGAUUUGUCUAGCAGAUUCCCCAUCCUGACUCUGGUGUGGGUACGUUUUUACUCAGGAUGCAUGCGAUUGGUUAUUCAUCUACUUUUCAGAACAGGAGCUACCGGUCGCAAUCCACCAUAACCAGGUCGAGGUCACGGAGCAACCGGCUUCGAUCCCGGACCCGGUCACGUUCGCGGCACAGGAAUAAUUGGAGGUGGCCGCGUGAACAACAAGAAGGAGUAUGGAUUGCAAAUAUGUCUGGGUCUGGAAGAGUAAAAACUUGUGAUGCGCAUUUCAGAACACAGAAAAAUCUCUCAUGCCUAGGUAGCAAAAGCUACUCACUUUCUGUCACCAAGAUGGGGGAUUUGUCAUGCGGAUUCGGCAUUGCGGGAGCUUCUCGAAACCUGUGAUGCUAGAGCUUCCAUGCCAGACCUUCUGUGUCAUGCAAAAACAGCAUGACUCUUCCAGACCCAGACAUUUUACAUUUGAUAAGGAGCCCGGCUUCGAUCCCGGUCACGUUCGCGGCACAGGAAUUAUUGGUGGCCGCGUGAACCACAAGGAGUCCACUCUUACGACUACCCGAAGGGAGCGAAUGUUCAGACGAGCUUUUACACGACGACCAAAGGCGCAGCUGGCUGGGCGACAGCGACUUCGUGGCAUAAAGGCUGCAACCAGCCCGACGACAGUAGAGCCCGUGUAUUACAUCGCCAGCAUGUUGACCACAACCACUGGCACAGCAGUUCGUCUUCGCGAGUAGACCAAACGCGCUCUACUUCUAACGGGUCGCAAUACAAGUUUCACGAGUGGGGCUAUGACUCUUACCCCGACAGGACCGCUGCCACCAAAGGCAGCAGCGCUACAGAGGCCCCGACUGCUGGCGUUUUUGGUCGCCCCGCCUUUGCGCAGCAGCUUCACCACAGUCGCGCAGAGACCACCAGUUACGGCAUUAAAGGUCUUCGCCAUUGUUCUCAGGGGUCGCGCAGCUGGGCGGCGAAGGGUCAAGGCAAAGGCCAACAUGGGUGCAGUUUGUCUGCCGCCAAGGGAACAUCUUCAGCGUCGUCAGGAAAAGGCCAGCGCGCCAGUGGGAGCCGCGUGCCUCCCAUUGGCGAGACGGGCAGCAGCUUCUUCCUGGAAAAUCAGAAACAACCCUCUGAAAACACAAACACACGGCCGGGAUGCAGCAGCAGCAGCCAAUCAACCACGGCAAGCGGUAGCAGCUUCGCGGAGGCUCAUGGCGCUGCUACAUCUUCUUGCUCUGGAGGCGAGGGCGGCGGUGGAUCUGGGUUGGUACAUCAUGACUCCAGCAACAGCCGGCAGUCAACAACUGCUCGAGCAUCUGUUUCCACCGAGGACCCUGCAGCACUAAAUCGCACGCUGAGCAGCGGCACGACGACAGCAGGGGCUGUUGACCCACAGAAAAAUAGCAGCCGGCCAAAAUGGAUCAUACCACUGCAGGGCGUCGCUUCUGGUCUGGGCCUGUACAAGGUCAAAGCGUGGAAACCCGAGGGCAUCACCGAAAAAGAGCUCGCCGAGCUGGAGCGCAUGACGAGGCUGAAGAUGGGCAGUCUCAAGCGCGAUUACCACGUGCCGAGAGGGCUCCAGUGGUGGGAAACCUUCGACGAGGGUGCGCCGCGUAUGGAUUGCAAAUAUGUCUGGAUCUGGAAGAGUACAAACUUGUGAUGCGCAUUUCAGAACACAGAAAAAUAUCUCAUGCAUAGGUAUCAAAGUCUGCCACUUUCUGCCAGCAAAGUGGGGGAUUUGUCAUGCGAAUUCGGCAUUGCGAAAGCUUCUCGAAACCUGUGAUGCUAGAUCUUCCAUGCCAGACCUUCUGUGUCACUCAUCCAAAAACAGCAUGACUCUUCCAGACCCAGACAUUUUUGCAUUUGAUACCGCGGGCGGCAGCGCAACUCGCUACGAAGCUCUCAGAUGUUACAGUCAGCUGUAUGCAUGUGUCUGUCAUGCAAGGAUAGCAAAAGUGAGGGGGGGGCUUGCGCGUGGUGCAUUGCAAAUUCGGCACAGACUUCUAUGUUGCUUGGCCCGUCGAUAAUUUGUCAUGCGAGCUACCUUGGUCGCGCGGGUGCUGAUGCUGCUUUCGCAUCAAAAAUCCAUAUAACAACUGACAAUGGAACGUUUGAGAGCCCCAUACUAGAGGCGAAGUUGUUCGAGGCCGGUGCGACGUGGAAAACGGUCCGCGGCACCGGGACUACGGAGGGCACCUACGACAAGAUGGGCAUGAAGCAGUACAAAACUGCGGCGGCUGCGAUUUUGCAAGACCACCCGCCGGCGUAUCAAGUGCAAAAGUGUCUGGGUCUGGAAGAAUUCAUGGCUGUCAUGCUUGUCUGGCGUGACUCUUAAAUCUGUCAUGCGCGUUACCCAAGAGCUCGGCUUUUCUGUGAUGCAGAAGCGCAGUUUGUCAUGCAGAAUAGGCAACACCAAGGAGCUAAGAAACUUGUCAUGCUGAGCCACCAUCUGUAGCCUCAUCAUGAGACGCCACCCAGCAUCACAAGUUUCCAGACCCAGACAUUUUUGCAUUUGAUACGGCGUGGGGGUACGCUAGGCACGCCGCCCUCGUCCUCGCCGCCGUGAAAUCCGCG